GGACGGAGGCGGGGGUUUGCGGCGGCGCAGCAACGGAGGCAGCUGAGGAGGGGAGGAGUCGCCGCCGCCGCUGCCGCCGCCGUUGCUUCCAUGGCGCUGAGUCUGGACCGCGAGGCCUACUACCGUCGCAUCAAGCGCCUCUACAGCAACUGGCAGAAAGGAGAAGAUGAAUAUGCCACCAUUGAUGCCAUUGUGGUCUCAGUGGGAGUGGACGAAGAGACUGUCUAUGCCAAGUCCACUGCCCUGCAGACAUGGCUAUUUGGCUACGAACUCACCGACACAAUCAUGGUUUUCUGUGAGGACAAGAUCUUCUUCAUGGCCAGCAAGAAGAAGGUGGAAUUCCUGAAGCAGAUUGCAAACAGCAAGAGUAACGAGAGCACCAAUGGGGUGCCAGCAAUCACGUUGCUCAUACGGGAGAAGAAUGAGAGCAACAAAGGAAAUUUUGACAAGAUGAUUGACGCGCUGAAAAGCAGCAAGAAUGGCAAGCGCAUUGGGGUCUUCAGCAAGGACAAGUUCCCUGGGGAGUUCAUGAAUAGCUGGAAUGACGCUCUCAGCAAGGAAGGCUUCGAGAAAGUGGAUAUCAGUGCUGUGGUGGCCUACACCAUCGCUGUGAAGGAAGAUGGGGAGAUUGCCAUGAUGCGCAAAGCGGCUGCCAUCACUUCAGAGGUCUUCACCAAGUUCUUGAAGGACCGAGUUAUGGAGAUAGUUGAUGCUGAUGAGAAAGUGCGGCACAGUAAGCUGGCAGAGUCAGUGGAGAAGGCCAUUGAAGAAAAGAAAUACCUGUCUGGAGCCGACCCCUCCACUGUUGAGAUGUGCUACCCUCCUAUUAUCCAGAGUGGAGGACAUUACAAUCUCAAGUUUAGUGUUGUCAGUGAGAAGUCCUAUGUGCACUUUGGGACGGUCACUUGCGCCAUGGGGAUCCGCUACAAAUCCUACUGCUCCAACCUCGUCCGCACCCUUAUGGUGGACCCACCUCAGGAAACACAGGACAACUACACCUUCCUGCUGCAGCUGCAGGAUGAGAUGCUCAAAGAACUGCGGCCUGGUGUGAAGCUGUGUGAGGUAUAUGCUGCUAUCAUGGAUAUGGUGAAGAAACAAAAGCCAGAGCUAUUGAGCAAAAUCACCAAGAACUUGGGGUUUGCCAUGGGAAUUGAGUUCAGAGAAGGUUCUCUUGUGAUCAAUAGCAAAAAUCAGUAUCGCCUCAAAAAAGGAAUGGUUUUCAGCCUCAAUGUGGGGUUCUCAGACCUGACCAACAAAGAGGGAAAGAAACCAGAAGAGAAAACUUAUGCAUUGUUCAUCGGGGAUACUGUGUUGGUGGAAGAGGAGGGCCCUGCUACACUUCUGACUUCUGUCAAGAAGAAGGUCAAGAAUGUCAGCAUUUUACUCAAGAAAGAAGAUGAGGAGGAGGUGGAAGAAGAAGAUGACACAGAGGGAAUCCUGCUUGGCCGUGGCUCCCGGGCAGCCCUCUUGCCAGAAAGAACUCGGAACGAGCUGACGGCUGAAGAGAAACGCAGGGCGCACCAGAAAGAACUGGCCACUCAGUUAAAUGAAGAAGCCCGUCGACGGUUGACAGAACAAAAGGGGGAGCAGCAGAUCCAGAAGGCUCGUAAAUCCAAUGUCUCCUACAAAAACCCUUCCCUGAUGCCAAAGGAGCCGCACAUCCGAGAGAUGAAGAUCUACAUUGACAAGAAGUACGAGACCGUCAUUAUGCCUGUCUUUGGCAUUGCCACUCCUUUCCACAUUGCCACCAUCAAGAACAUCAGUAUGUCAGUGGAAGGUGACUACACCUACCUGAGAAUCAACUUCUAUUGCCCAGGCAGUGCCCUGGGUCGCAAUGAGGGCAACAUCUUCCCCAAUCCUGAAGCUACUUUUGUGAAAGAAAUAACUUAUCGGGCGUCCAAUUUAAAAACACCUGGGGAGCAGCUGGUGCCAGCUCUCAACCUCCAGAAUGCCUUCCGUAUCAUCAAGGAGGUGCAGAAGCGCUACAAGACCCGUGAGGCUGAGGAGAAGGAGAAGGAGGGGAUUGUCAAGCAAGACUCUUUGGUGAUUAACCUGAACCGCAGCAAUCCCAAGCUGAAGGACCUUUACAUCCGCCCCAACAUUGCCCAGAAAAGGAUGCAGGGGUCUUUGGAGGCUCACGUCAAUGGUUUCCGCUUUACUUCUGUGCGCGGGGACAAAGUGGACAUUCUGUACAACAACAUCAAGCAUGCUGUGUUUCAGCCUUGUGACGGGGAGAUGAUCAUUGUCCUGCACUUUCACCUCAAGAAUGCCAUUAUGUUUGGCAAGAAGCGCCACACAGAUGUGCAGUUCUAUACCGAGGUGGGCGAAAUCACCACUGAUCUGGGCAAGCAUCAACACAUGCACGACCGCGACGACCUGUAUGCUGAACAGAUGGAGCGUGAGAUGAGGCACAAGCUGAAAACGGCAUUCAAGAAUUUCAUUGAGAAGGUUGAGGCUCUGACCAAGGAGGAGCUGGAAUUCGAAGUGCCCUUCCGGGAUCUGGGGUUCAAUGGUGCCCCUUACAGAAGUACCUGCCUCCUCCAACCAACCAGCAGUGCCCUAGUGAAUUGUACUGAGUGGCCCCCCUUUGUGGUGACACUAGACGAGGUGGAGCUGAUCCACUUUGAGCGGGUGCAGUUCCACCUGAAGAACUUCGACCUCGUCAUUGUCUACAAAGAUUACAGUAAGAAGGUCACCAUGAUCAACGCCAUUCCUGUGGCCUCACUGGACCCCAUCAAGGAGUGGCUCAACUCGUGCGACAUCAAGUACACAGAAGGGGUGCAAUCUCUCAACUGGACCAAAAUCAUGAAAACUAUUGUGGAUGACCCAGAAGGCUUCUUUGAGCAAGGUGGAUGGUCGUUCCUUGAGCCUGAGGGAGAGGGAAGCGACGCCGAAUCAGGAGGGUCAGGAUCUGAGAUUGAAGAUGAGACAUUCAACCCUUCAGAGGAGGAGGACGAUGAUGAAGAGGACACUGAUGAAGACUAUUCUUCUGAGGCAGAGGAUACAGAUUACUCGAAGGAUUCCCUCGGAAGCGAAGAAGAGCGAGGGAAAGAUUGGGACGAGCUGGAAGAAGAGGCACGGAAAGCUGACCGCGAGAGCCGGUACGAAGAAGAGGAGGAGAGGAGCCACACCCUGUCCCGCAAGAGGAAGGGCGCCUCGUCCCAUAGCUCUGGGCACCACAGGAGUUCCCACAGCCGAAGCCCUGGCCGAAGCUCGGCUCCCCCCAAGAAGAAGAGGAAGUAGAUGGCAAACUCCAGCCUUUCCCAUCUGCCAAUUUUUCAGGGGUCGGGGCUUUUGAGGCCCCAUCCAGCCGCCAACAACGUUUCGGGCAUGGGGGGAGGGUUGUUGCCAGCCUUCCCCACAAACUCUUUCAUCUUCCCCUCACACACAAACACACCUUUGCCCUUCUUUUUUUUCCCCCAUUUCUCUCUUUUGUUUUGUUUCUAUUCCUUGAAUUGUUCCUGACCAUUCGUAUGGACCAAUGAGCUGUGAGAGAUAUUCCAGGCCAUAUUGUGGUGUUAGCUAUGGACACAAAUUCUGCCCAGGAGGAUUGGAGUGUGAGGUUCAGGAAUCCCGUCUCAGCGAUAAUAAUUCUUUGCUUUCCCCUUUCCCCCAUCUCUCUUCUGUCCCUCCCGUCUGUGGGGUAUAUAUUGACUCUUGAAUUCCCUUAAAACCUCCUUGACUUUCAUUGACUUUAGACAAAAUGUGGGCCGAAGCAGUGGUGGGUUGGCCUGGGAAUUAGUCCAGAGUAAGAACACAUACUUUAGCAAAGCAGACAGCGUGCUGCUUUCGUGUCAUCAUUUACUGAUGGGGAAAAAAGUGGGCUGUGUCCCACUUUUUGUGAAGCAAAAGCCUGGUUGAGAGAGGAAGUCCCACAAUGGAACAGAGUUGGAGAAGAGGGCCUAGCAUUUUCCAUACCAGGAUGUGGGGUGAAGACACAAUUGAGACAAAAAGGUUCUUGCUCCCCCUCCCCAAACCCUAUUUUUGAUUU
This is a messenger RNA of Anolis carolinensis (green anole), 3991 nucleotides long. It is a transcript of the gene supt16h, whose product is annotated as SPT16 homolog, facilitates chromatin remodeling subunit. The transcript has 26 exons. The record is from RefSeq and is a predicted model, not a curated record. Gene Ontology annotation, cellular component: FACT complex. Gene Ontology annotation, biological process: transcription elongation by RNA polymerase II. Gene Ontology annotation, molecular function: nucleosome binding. NCBI's taxonomy places the organism in Eukaryota, Metazoa, Chordata, Lepidosauria, Squamata, Anolidae. Bases 91 to 3243 code for a protein of 1050 amino acids.